CGUACCUUACCUAUCUGGUACCCCAUCGGUCUACGUCCUGUACGUGGACAGAAUCCCAAUUCCGAUCUGCUAGGGAGUUCUCGACAACAUGCUUACGGUAGGAUGGCGCCACCGCAAUGGGACCUGCGGAGCAAAAGAAAGGCAGGAAGCAAGCAAAAGUAUCAGAGGCAGUGAUGAAAAAGGGGCCGAAGAAGUCAAUGACGACAACAACAUCUACCUGUGAACAAAGAAAGAAAGCAAGAAGAAAAAGAAGAAGAAGAAGAAGAAAAGAUAACCAGCGACUCAACUACUGUACAGUGCUAGAUAACCAUCCUCGCAACCAAAGACAAUACAGUUUCUAUCUGGUGAGGCGCAGUCCGGGCUCAAACCCAGACACCAAUUUUAAAGUCGCAGCAAGCACGGCAGACCAGAAAGCAAACUCGAUGUUUAUUCGGCACAGAUCCAGUCACUAGCUGCAUGACAAACGCGAUUGAUCCUUGUUCUGAAACCGCAUCCUGGGGGCCGCGAUCCUCGGUGCCAAUUCCCUCGACCUGACCCGACUAGAGUCGGUAAGGAUGGUUUUUUUGGGGGGAUGGUUGUUUUUCUUUUGUUU
Molecule: messenger RNA, 592 nt
Organism: Aspergillus homomorphus CBS 101889
Lineage: Eukaryota; Fungi; Ascomycota; Eurotiomycetes; Eurotiales; Aspergillaceae
Exons: 1
Coding region: 117-452 (111 amino acids)
Source: RefSeq, a predicted model, not a curated record